Molecule: messenger RNA, 2550 nt
Organism: Puccinia graminis f. sp. tritici CRL 75-36-700-3
Lineage: Eukaryota; Fungi; Basidiomycota; Pucciniomycetes; Pucciniales; Pucciniaceae
Exons: 8
Coding region: 1-2550 (849 amino acids)
Source: RefSeq, a predicted model, not a curated record
AUGGAUGCUGAAAGUCGGAAAACCGAUUGCCUGACGACUGUCAGCAGGACGGAUCCAUUCUUGAAGCACCGUUGGUUGACUCUGCAGCUGCCAAGUCCACGUCUCGCCCGAUUAAGUCAGAAAAAACGACUAAGACAAACUAUUGGCGUGUUUCAAAUGAUGGAAGGUUUUACCAGAGUGCCAAACACCCAUCUCUUCACAUGUGACACAUGCGGGCUUCGUCGAAUGUCCGAAAAACGAAUCCGAAUCCAUCGUUCUUUGGAGUCGCAUCAGAGGAAACUGACUCAGGCAAGAUCUCGGAACCAUCGGAAUCGACAAACUAGUACGAUCCAUGCAACUGUAACUGAACCUAGCACACCAAUCCAAGAAGAGGACCCUCGUUCAGACGGAAUGGACAACCACAAUCGAGAUAAUGAGGUUAUGGAAGACGAGAUGGAAAACCCUGUCGACGUGGCCAAUGGCAAUCAAGAAGCGCAGGAAGUCCACGCACGUGAAUUAAGAAGAGCUUUAGAUUUGAUUCGAGGGAUGACUUCGGAGGAUUUCUUUGAUCUCACGGAGGAGCGAGCCGGUGUUCCAGAAGAGUAUGAUCGAAUGGAUUGGCUUUAUGACGAGAUGGACGCUGAAUGCAUGGAUGGACCGGGAGAGCAUCCAAAUGAUGACGACGAAGACGAUGAGGCAAAUUCAACCAACGAUAACGAGUGGUACCCUUUCAAAAAUAAGAUGGAACUUGUUGGAUCCCUUUUGAUUGGAUAUACUCGACACAUUCUUUCACGGGAUGUCUUUGACGAAAUUCGCGUGAUUUUUCGUAUACUCUGCCAGAUCAAAAUUCCAGCCUGGUCCACCAUUCGCCGGGCACAGGAACGGAUCCGCAAGCAUCUGGAAAUGGAAGUCCAAUUUUCCAACAGUGUCUGGGGCACGCCGUGUGCUUCUGUUGGCAUUAAAAAAAUCCUGAAAAAUGAACUUGCCAACCCGCUUGUGGCGCCACAUUUGGAAUUUUAUCCCCAAGAGUCCAAUGGUUGUGGUAUUUUCAAAUUAAGCCAAUCUCAAAAAUGGCUGAAAUAUCUUCCCAAGGAAUUCCGGCCUCAGAUGUGUACAAACAAUGACCACCAUUUCUACAUUUUUGAGCCUAUGCAAACCUUUGAAAAUUUAAUUGCUGUGCCAAUUUUCUUCUACACAAUCAACCUUCAACUAUAUUCCAAGUGCUAUGUUCCCCAAAUCACCUUUCUCAAUCAAGAAGCAGUCAGAUUAUUCAUUCCUCCUGACAUAUCUUUCAAUGAUCCAAAUCUACUCAGCAUCCCAGUAAAUCAGUUCAAAAAUGAUCAUUCUCACCUAUCUUUUGGCAGUAGUACCCAUUCAUCAAACAUUUCUACCAUCCAAUUGUUUGAGACCAACAUUGGCGAUCUUCCCUGCACCAAAGUUAACCUCCCAAACCCUUGGCGCAUCAAGGCUAAUGCCGAUUCCCCUAUGCACGCCGAAAUCACCGCCACCCCCAACCCUGGGACAUCUCUGAAUCCCUGUCGAAUGUGCAAUUUACACGCCCCAUCAAAGCUAGACAAACGAUCACUAUCCUAUUUACUACAAUUUUUGCAGCUGGACUCCGAUGGAUUUCAUUCUCCCAACGUGCCACGCCAGUGGGAAAAAACCAUCGAGAACACAUACAACCUGUUCAACACGUACCUCACGGUUAACAUCACCGAAGUGAAGCGUUUGCGGCUUAUCUAUGGCGUUACCGAUUCGAUUAACAAUAAAUUUAUUGAUGGGAUCAGGAGCAAGUCACCAGUUGUGACAAAGAAGGCCGGUGAACUUAUUAAAACCGAUCCAACAGAUAUGUUCAAUCCUUUCUUCAAGUUUCAAGGCUUCAAUGGCUGCACAGAUACUCCAGUUGAGAUCUUGCAUGUAUUCUUGCUUGGUGUUGUGAAGUAUCUCAUCAGGGAUUUCAUGCAGCGGCUCAAGAAAGGUAAAAAUAAGAAGAAACUCGCGGAAUUGACUGGCCGAUUGCAAUCUUUCAAUACCAGUUCAUUGAACAUACCUCUUCUUAAACCAUUUUACCUCAUAAAUCAUUCAAAAUCUUUGGUCGGUAAAGAUUUCAAAAUUUUUCUUCAGGCUGUGCCAUUCAUCUUCUUCCCCCUCAUGGAUCAAGAAGAGAGAUCCCUCUGGCUUGCCCUUUGUCGACUCUCAUCAUACAUCUUCCAAACACACAUCAGCCACAUGGAAUCCUAUCUAUACGAGUUGAAGCAACAUAUUCAGAUCUUCAUGUCACAUCUGAUCAAAUUCACGGCUCAAUGGAUUAAUAAACCAAAAUUUCACAUGCUAUUUCACCUUCCGGAAUCCAUCGAACGAUUUGGUGUCGCACCCCUUUUUGCCACUGAGAAAUUCGAGUCCUUCAACGGUGUUCUUCGAAAUGCAUCUACACACUCCAACAAGCAAGCUCCCGGACGAGAUAUUGCCAACAGCUUUUCUAAUUAUCAGUGUUUGCGCUUUCUCUUGUCAGGGGGGAUCAUGUACAACAAAAUCACCAAGACAAUCUCCCAAUCGGUCAAUAUUGAGUGA